UGUUGUCAUUUUUUCUGUGCGUGAAAGGUGAAAAAGAUUUCUAUCGCGAAAAAGUUUAUUCGGUUCGUUCUUCUCGCGAGUUUUUGGUAAAAAAUCGGUGCAAAUAGUGCUAAUUCGUGCGUGUAAAAUGUGCCACCAGUUCGGCUCUAUUGCCUAGAAAGGAAUCCACGGUGCACAAAGAACCAUGAAUUGCCACCAGAUACUAAGCGGAGCCUGCAAUGCUGGCGAUCGUUGUUUUGCCGUCGGAUCCGUCGAAGGAGUCCCAUUCACUGCGUACGCUGCGGGAUGUAAUAUCGUUAUCCUAGCGAGUAAUUUCGAACGGGUGCAGAUUAUCCCCGGGGCGGUGCACAACUACAUACGGAUCUCGGCACUCGAUUGCAGCACUGAUACGGGUAAAAUCGCUGCCGCCUACGAAGACAAAGUUUGCAUCUUCGAACCGACGCCGCUGAUUCAUGGCGAACGACCUUCCUCGCAUGGACUGGAGUACAAAUGGGUUCAAACGGGUAGUCUACAGGCAACAUCGCACAUCAGUUCACUGUCUUGGAAUUUAGAAGGAACUCGUCUGCUAACCGGUGGAACGGUUCUGCAGUUGUGGCAUGAGCGGCUGUCAAAGCCAGAUGACGACGAACCCACUUCGGUUAAGUUUGAAAUCGGUGGAGAUCGCGACCCGAGAACACCGACAAAUGAAGAAGAAUCCGACUCGCAUUGGGAUUGCGUAUGGAAGUGCCAUACCGCCACGCCGGUGCAUCACAUGGCCUUCAGUCCGGAUGGUACGCUGUUUGCUACCUCCGGUAAAAGCGAUCGCUUGGUCAAGGUGUGGUACGAGAACAAGCACUUGUUAUUCCCGAACAAAAGCUUCGAUCAAUCGCAGACGCAAAGUUUCUGUGGUGCACCGGAGGUGGUCUACGGUUUCGUGUAUGUUGCUCACCCGAGAGCGGUGACUCAUCUAUCAUGGCGAAAAACAAGCAAGUACAUGCCCCGAGGAUCUGUGUCCAACAUGCUUGUGACUUCGUGCUUGGAUAACAUCUGCCGUAUAUGGGUGGAAACUGUUUUACCUGACGACGGUUUAGUCAACAUGAACCAGUUUGACCCUCUUGCAUCACAAAAUCCAAAGUUUCGAACACACAGACAUAAGCAUCGGUUCAUGCAACGGCUGAAACACAUGAAGACAUGUUUUCACAUUAGACGCCACGCGAAACACAACGGUCCGACUGGACUGAAUGGCUUAGGGGCAGGCUUCGGCGGACCUGGAGCAAGCGCUGGGUUUGGGAAUCCACCAAUACCGACGCUCCCAUCCACUUAUAGUGUGCAUGACUUCCACUCCUAUGGUUAUCACGGCACUGGAGUUACGCCAGGUCUGCAUUUUCAUCUAGCUGCUUCGAUCAAUGCCGAAACGGAUAUCCCAUUGGUACCGUCGAUGCAUACAAAUGACCCUUCGGCGCAACCCAAUUUCAUUCUACAUUGGUUAAAUAACAAAGAGAUGCAUUUCUCUCUGCAAGCAGAGGCUAUUUUACAAGAUAUGACGAGGAAGGUUAUUGAAAAAGAAGAUUUACUAUCAAGUGCAAACAGCGAAGGACACUCGGAAGGAUUGCACGAUGACGAUUUACCUAACGAAGACGGCAAGAGGAGACCAAAAAUGAAGUCGACAUUUUCCCAGGAGGAAAGUAACAGCGAAGAGCAGCCACCGGUAGCUCAUCGAUCACAUUCGGUUGGCGGUGGAUCGCAUGCUGGAAUACCAAGCCAUCACACACUUUCAAAUACAACUUCUAUCAACUCGCUGGCCAAUGAUGGAAGCAACAUACACGUUACAGAUUCGCUGGACAUGAAGAUAGAAUGUCUUCUGCGAGACUGGCAUCACAGCCCGGAUUUGUUGUUCUCAAUUCAUCCCAUCGAUGGAAGCUACCUGAUAUGGGUAGUCGAAUGGCUUGACGAGUACCAUCCUGGCUCGUUCCGCCAGGCGCAAGUGUCGUUCUCUACCAGAAUACCAUCGGCAUUCCCGCUAGGCGAUGCAAUGUCCAUGUCCACGACAGUCGCUCUUUAUAACACCGGCGGUAAUCUGGGCUUCCGCGAUAUGAUAGUCAAAGGGCCUAAAGCUACUAACGGUAGCAACGGAAGUAAUCAUCCCGACAUGAACAGCGAUAUUGUUACAUCUCUUCCCAGUGUUCUUGAAGAGAAUGAAGUAAAUGAUGAAGACAAUGACGGUGACAAAGUUAGCGGUGAGGAGGACGCAAAUUCUGCAAAAGUUGGCGACGCAGCAUGUAACGAAAACGCCACAGAACACUCGGAUAUUUUGACUGCCCCUCCUUCGCCGGUAAUUUCAAUGGUGACAAAGCACUCGAAUGGCACAUUGAAUCUGUGGCAACUUACGUUUGCGGACAAGAGCAAAUUCUCUCAGGUAUUGAGCAUAGGGCAUGCUUCCAGAGCAUCCGGUCAUCGUUUCCGGGUGAAUGACAUUACCUGUCAUCCUGUGUUGCCGCUCUUGCUGACAACUUCGCAUCACAAUAUUCCAGACAUUCCCAACACUAACGCAAGCUAUCCCGGAAAACAAUCAGGAGGAGAUCCUAAUCAGAAAACGCAUCGACCGAAGGACAUUUGUACGCCAUCAGGAUUUUGUUCAGAAUUGAUUUUGUGGCGUGUGGAUGCCGUAGGACCCCUCUCCCAAUCCGGUGGAGUCAGUGAAUUGGCUCGAAUCAAUUCACCAGAGAUAUCUGCAUUCAGUAACGUGGCUUGGAUACCAACACUACUUCCCAGCACCACGUUAGGAAAUUUGAGCAAUUCUUCGUCUGCGUGCUUUGUGGCAAGUGAUGGCGAAAGUCUACGGGUGUAUCAAGCGGUCAUUGACGCCAGAACGCUUCUGGCAGAGAUAUCCAGCUCAGAAAGACGAUUCCGUCGAAUGGACUCGUUGGUAUCACUAUCUACCGAAUCUUCAUCUGAUAAUGUACCCGGAACCCAGUCAGCCUUGCACGAUAAGAUCAAAAUUGUUUCGCAGCAGUCAACGGCUAGGCCGGGAUGUAUAAUACAACUGGAUGCAAUAGACGAUGCUACGCAUGACUGGCAAAAUACCCAGCUUCUUCAUGUGUUUCAGGAGCAACUCAUUACUGGCGAAAGAUCCGAGGAGCCUUUAUUUACUGGUGGCGAUAGCAAGCAUUUCGGACUGAUGGAUGGUCAAAUGGGAGCUAUGGUAGAUUUACAGCGAAACGCCCAAUUUGAAGAACCUUUCUAUCUAGUUGUUCUAGAGCGCACUAAAAUAGGAACGACCGUGCACAUGUGGCGGAUUGUGAUUGCGUCACAGCCGGCUGCACCGGAUGAAAUGAGCAGCAGCAUGAUGUACGUUCCUGAUAGCAACUUAGUGCAGGACUUGGAUGACCCAGAGUUCAUUCAUCGAGCUUCUAUGGCGGGCAUUCAAAUACCAGAGGAACCUAAGAUUCCCGUUGAUCAGAGCCCACACGUAAACAUUUCGACGACAAAAGUUUGCACUCAAGAGCUCCCUUUGCCAGAUGGAGUGGAUGUCAUUCACGCUGCUCCCGCUGCAGGUCAUCUGAGUUCGUCCUCGAUUUAUCCAGCGUGUUUUGCACCAUAUAUAAUUGUUACGGCAUGUUCCGAUUCGACAGUUCGUUUUUGGAAGUGCAAGGCUCCCAAGAGUGACGCCAGUAUUGAAAGUAAAUUGAACUUCAAAUACGAAUGGUUUGAAUGGGAAAUGAUCCGAAAGGACCAGGAAUCGACCAUCGACGUCAACGGACAACUGUUGCACAUAAGUGCCGCCUAUUCUGGAAGAAUCGCUUGUGCAUACAAAUAUGGCAAAUCGUUCACCAGACCAACUAAGAGCAGUGAUCCGGAAUCGCGCUACGUAAACUUAUGCGUGGCCAUCUACGAAUGUGAGAGUACGGGAGGUAGUGAGUGGGUCCUAGAGGACACCAUUCAUUUGAAGAACAUCCACCUGCCCAGAAUCCAAAUUGAUCCUCAUCUAGAUUUGAGUUAUCUAUACGACAAUCGAACAUUACAGAAAAAACAAAGGCUGAACCAAAUGUUACAGACGCUGUCCCACGAAGACACACGAACUAACCGCAAUGGGGAUGUCACACCGGAAUUACUUACCAAGCCAGGCUCAGGUUUGCUAGCUGUGCCAAGUUUCAGUACGUUGCAAUCGCUACGGAAAAGCAUCACCGAACAUGGAAACACCUGUCCGCUAACACAGAAGCAUCUCGUUCAGCUCGAUUGGGUGUCCAAAGAAGAUGGAUCUCACAUUUUGACCGUGGCAGUUGGUAGCAAGAUUAUGUUAUUUACUCCAGUUUCUAGCGAUCUAGCGCAAUCGAACAUGAAGGCUAUGAAGGAGUCUCAGUCUUCGAACCGGCCGCUCCUUCGGAAAGCAAGUUCACUUGCCCAGCCCCAUUUCAAUGACGAAAUACGAUGGAUGAAGCUGCGUCAAAUAGAAUUGCACACGGCAGACAGUCUGCCACCACUGCCAAUGCAGAUAUCGUGGGUUCGCGAUGGUAUUUUUGUGGCCGGAAUGGACUCCGAAAUGCAUGUCUACUCUCAGUGGAAACCGGAGAACAACGCAAUAAAUCAUAUGGGUAUUGAAGAUUUGUACGACAAUCGUUACUUGAAGGAUGAAGAUCUUCGCUCGCUCGCACAGGAGAAUACUCAGAGACGGCUGGCGAAUGUAUCGUCGAUGCCUGUCCUGUCUCGUGUCAGUUCCAUUAACCUUCAAAUGCUCUCCAAUGAUGGUAAAAAGAAGAAACCGGGAACAGCCAGCACCGGUCAAAUUAACAGUAGUAAUGAACAUCAACAGCCAGUGCACGACUACAUGACCGAUUAUGGCUUAUUCGAGGCGUCUAGAAUUGCGUGUCCAGUAUUACCGCAAUACCACCCGAAACAGCUCAUGGAGCUACUCAACUCCGGUAAGAUUCGGUGGGUUAAAGCUAUUCUGGCACAUCUGGUCCGGUGCAUCAGUGGUUCCUACACUAUUCGUGGCAGCGGGGGUGAUGAAGAGAGCCUCAACAGACAGCGUGGUUGGUCUAGAUCUCGCACACUUUCUGUUAGCUGUCCAGCAGGCACUGUUAGUCCUCUUGAACCGAGAGGGUCGACGACACAGAUUCCCGAAGAAUUGACACUGGAUUACGCGGAAAUAACAUCGAUUCCGCCAUUACCGCUGUGGACUCUUCUGGCGGCUGACAAAGAAACGAUUGGCACAACAGCGCAGCAAAGCGAAGAUGUAAAGGAUUACAAUGAUCUCUUUGAAAGUAAUGUUGUUGACGAGUCACUGGACGAUUUGCUUGAAGAUGAACCCGAUGUUAAUCGUCACGCGGAUCGUCGUUCUUCCCUACCGGAACGACAUUAUUUGUCGCAUUUCGGACCACGACAAGGUCAACUUUUGUCUCGCUUACUGACACAUACCCAUCUUCCGGGACUUUCAUCUCUUGACCAAAUGCAUCUGCUGGCACUUGCUGAUACGGUGUCCACGUGCAAUACGGACUUUGCCGAGCGGUUCGCGAUUGACGCUGCUAAAAUUGCCAUUGCUAAGGAAAAUCUCACAGGGGUACCAAAUACCGAAAACGUUUCUACCGACUCGUUGGAUGAUCGCGGUUUGCGUUUCCUGCUUGCCAUGAAGCACUACAAUUAUCUGCUCCGGUGUUUACCGAUCGCCCAAAGACAAUCUUUCCAAAGACAAGGGGUGGGGACUGCAAACAUCGUUUGGGCAUUCCACUCCGAAAGCGAGGAGGAACUGCUCAACUUUAUUCCCUCGUAUACAAAAGGCCAACCAAAGUGGCACGUGUUGAAGGAGUUGGGUGUUGGCUGGUGGUUGAGAAGCAAUACUAUACUGAGACAGUGCAUUGAACGCUUGGCGAAAGCAUCUUUCCAAGCCAACCAGGACCCAUUGGAUGCUGCACUGUAUUACAUGGCUAUGAAGAAAAAAUCAGUCGUUUGGGGACUUUUCAGAUCGCAGAGGGACGAGAAGAUGACGUCUUUCUUUGCAAACAACUUUAAUGAGGACCGUUGGCGAAAAGCUGCUUUGAAAAAUGCAUUUGCUCUGUUGGGUAAGCAACGAUUCGAGCACGCAGUGGCAUUCUUCCUGCUUGCGAAUUCCCUAAAUGAUGCUCUCGAGGUAUGUUUGACCAAGUUGCAGGAUCUACAGCUGGCGCUAGUUAUUACUCGUUUGUACGAAGGUGAACAUGACGCUACGCCGCCAAGCUUUAAAAGGCUUCUGUAUGAAGAAGUUCUUGGCUGCGAUAAGAAUGGUGAGAAUCAAGAUCUUUGUCGUGCACAUCCAGAUCCGUUCCUGAGAUCCAUGGCUCUUUGGAUCCUAAAAGACUAUACUGGAAGUUUGAGCACUCUGUUGAAUAGCAAUACUGGCAGUAUGCAUCCGCUAUUUGAUGACGAUAACGCUGCGACUACUGCGGAUGGAUCUCAUGCCACUAAUCCAAAUGUGUUUAAUUUCUACGUCUAUCUACGCACACACCCCUUACUCAUCCGUCAGCACAUUGCUUCUUCAGCACAAGACAAGAAACGUGCUCAAGUGGUUCUCGCCGGAUUCAGUUACGGCAGUGAAGCAGCAUCUUCGACGAAGCCCAGUGUAGCUACCGAUAAGCAAAUCCAAUUGGAAGAUUCCAUUACUCCCUUGGAAAGGCAACUCUAUUUCACAACGGCUCAUGCACAUUUCAAGGCUGGGUGUCCGGCUCUUGCUUUGGAAGUGCUUAGUAAGCUUCCGUCUAAGGUCAUUGACCAGGACUCUACCAGCCAGCUACAAAGUCCCAAUGAUACCAAAACACAGUAUAAUUCAAUCGCAACAGGUAUACUUGACUGGAGCAAAACUAGUCAAGUCGAUUCUGGAAAGGAGACUUCAAAUUCAAUAGAUUGGGGUGCACCAGCUUCCUCUACGGCCGUUGAUUGGAGUGCGCCUGCUGGUGGAUUCGAUUGGGGUGCUCCAGUAACAUCUCAAGCAUCCAACAGUGCAGAUGACUUUAAAAUUGAGUGGGAUGACGAUGAGAAGAAUGAAGACGAUGAAGAUAGUGACGAAGGCAUUCAGCUGAAAAAGACCGACGUUGAAGAAAAGAGUGACAUUAUAGAAGAAGAGGAACCGGACUCAAAAGGCAGCUUGGACAUCAUGGCCCAACAGCUCAAGUUUAUUGCAUGCUUGAAAAUUCUCAUGGAAGAACUAUCAACACUUGCUACUGGAUUUGAAGUUGACGGAGGUCAGCUGCGUUAUCAACUGUAUGUCUGGUUGGAACGAGAAGUCGAAGCACUGAAGCAACUUUGCAAUUACAGUAGUGGCGAUUCGGACAACACAGCAAUUGAGGACAAUAAUACAACUGAUGCAAUAGAUCGAGACACUCCGGUGUUGGCAAACAAAUUCCCGCAUGAUAAACCUACUUUGCAUGAAAUUCUAAUUCAGGAGAAACAAGACUUUGAAGCUAAAGUACAGCGUGCAGCUAGAAGGAAACGUUGGUUGAAAGCCAACGAAACACUACUGAGAACCUUGUUAAGUUACUGUUCCCUACAUGGUGCCAGUGGUGGUGGUUUAGCGUCGGUUCGAAUGGAACUGGUGCUACUGCUGCAGGAACUUCAACAGGAAAAGACUCAGCAACAAUUGCUAAGUCCUCUGCCUUUCCCCACUACCCUGCCUCUAUUAAGUGCUUGCGUGGCUGGCAACAAGACAGUUAUUGCUGACCCCUUGCGAUAUCUGCAAUCUCACACCCACGAUAUGUUACAAACCAUGGUAGACAUGAGAAGUCCGCCACAUGCUCAACGCACCAUAUUCCCGAAUGGUAUAUUUGUAUUACGAGAUCUAGGGGUUGCCCUUUCUGCUUGUAUCUACCAAUCUCUCUGCGACUCUGACACCUUCAGCGUAAAGCAACUAACGGUCAGCGAAGGAUGCCACAGUCCAGGAAUGGAAACCAUUGCCAAAUUAAACGCCAGCUGCCAAAGCACGCAUCUAAUGGCAAAUGCUGCCGCACACCAAAGACGACGCAAGUAUUCGACUGACGAACCACUCGCUGUAAGUACGCCUCCUUCCAAAUGGCCAGGUGUAACCAAUCUCCGGGCGCUUCUUGCGCGCGAAAAGGACGAAGACACACCUCGGUUGAAUGUUCUGCUGUGUGAAUCAUUCGUUGCCACCUACAUGGCUCUUUUCGUGUACGCUCUGACCACCUGCGACUGUCACAUAUUGUAUCGAUUGGCUGGACAAAAUUUCACAGACUACACAUGGUCAACGCUGUACGGCGGAGGCGUUAAGAAACUUCUCCGUAAGGCUACGUCACAUGUGCAGGCUGCACAACAGGUCGUACACGCGCAGGUCCAACAAGAAAGUCUGGAAAGCCCGGUGGCCGAUGGAAGCGUCUGGGGGGCGGUUACUUCACUAACGAAACAGCGAGUGAAACUGAACAUGAAAUUGCUUGGGCAUUUCGCUGGACCGCAAGGUCCGGCUAAUAUGAAGGAGGAUAAGCCUACUUAUCGCGAGCAGUUCGUUCCUCCGGAGAUGUCGAUGGUGGCGUACUUCCUCACGAAGCCGAUUCCGAAAGGUGAUCCCGACGAAGACGACUACGAUUCAGCCGAUUCUGCCGUGUCCGAUUUGGACGAUGAUGAAGACGACGAGGAUGUGUUCAACGACCCGCUGAACAACGAUCCCAAAGCGCACCAGGUUUCUGCUGCUGUCAGGAAGCAUCGACGUGAAAACACGGAGCACUCCAAUCCAAAUUCCUAUUCCUGGUGUGUGAUGCGUUUGGCAUUGAUAAGGGUUGCACAAAAUCAUCUACAGACGUUUAUCAACGUGGCUGGGAUCGAGAUGCAAGAACUGCCGGUUUGCAGUCCAUUGAUACAUGGAAUCCUUCGAUCAUUAUCAUCGUGGCAAGAUUUGCUAAAAGAAGAUUUAGAAAAUCGUGGUCCCGCAUCGGUUGAUUACAUUCCAGGCUGUUUUGUUGAAUCUGAAGCAAAAGGGCCAGCAAUACACAAGUAUCGGUCAUUGUUGGAAAAGUCUAACACCCCGUUUAGCCCAUGUCUUUCAUCCGCUGCACCUGCUCGUAGGCUGUGGAACUAUCUGGUACGUAUCGAGCUCGUGCAGGACAUCUUUAUUCGAUCAGUAUUUGGCAAGAAGAAACCGUCGCCCAACGUAACCGACACCACGAUCGGCUCGAUAACCAACUCGGCCAACGAUUCAGGUACGCCGAUCGGAAACGAGUCCGCAAUGCCGCAAACCGGUGGACACACGCAACUACACAACAUUCCAGAACCCGUUCGAAUAAUACAUAAGGAUCAAGAGCAGAUAUCCGCAUUUUGUCUGAAUCUGGUGAACCCAGGUUUGCUGGCGUUGGCCACUCCACGAGAGGUCCAAGAAAUGGACAUUUCUUUGCUACUCGAGUCGCCUAACUGGAUGGAAGAUGAGUGCGAAAUGGACAUCAUGAACCUUACGAAGGAUAUCGAAACGAUCGCGUCGAGCAACUUUUUGGUGAUACAAACCUCCACAGAUAAACAUUUAGUCAACGCCAGUAUCAACGCUGCACAAAAUUUCGGUGUUCCAUCUAGUCCCCAACCUGGCAUUGCAGGACAAUCUGGACGAGGCGCGUCCGUGAUAAAAGGAGCAACAUUCCCCGGAAGUCAGUGUCCACGCUUCUGCAAACUGGUCAUUGAGCGUUCUAAGCACUUACUAAAACCGGUGCUCAAACAUAAAGUGGACAACAUAAAGCGCAUGAGCGCCCACCCGCUCAUGCCGCUCUAUCUUACCGGUGGCCAAGACGGGUCCGUUCAGAUGUGGGAAUGGGGUCAUCAGCAAGUGGUUUGCACGCCGCGGCCACCCGGCACGUUUGCCAAGGUCACUCGGUGUCGGUUCUCCCAGCAUGGAAACAAGUUCGGCAUAGCCGACGGAGACGGCAAACUGAGUUUGUGGCAAGUGGGAUUAGCUAGUCAGAGCAAUAGACCGUUCUUUACAUAUUUAUGCCAUAAUAAGGGAAUCACUGAUUUUGUGUUUCUCGGUUCGUGUAGUUUAGUGGCGACAGCCGGCCACAGUUCGGAAAGUAAAAAUGUUGCCAUAUGGGAUACACUCCUACCCCAGAAAAAAGCUCUUGUGUCGGCUUUUACUUGUCACGACCAGGGUGCUUCUAGUCUUGCGUACGCUCCACAACACCAAUUGUUGAUUUCUGCUGGCAAAAAGGGCGAUAUAUGCAUAUUCGAUGUGCGACAACGCGUACUUAGACAUCGUUUCCAGGCCCACGAAAAUCCAAUCAAAUGUCUGGCUAUUGAUCCGCAUGAGGAACAUUUUGUCACAGGGUCAGCCGACGGUGAUAUAAAGGUCUGGGGCCUAACAGUCCACACGCUGUUGUACAGCUUCAUGGGCGAGCAUGCUCGCUCAAGUUUCUUCAAGCACAUUGGCCAAGGCGUGACGCAGCUACAGAUAGACCAGGCUGGCCGCCUCUUCUCCUGUGGUGCUGACGGUUCUAUGAAGGUUCGGCUCCUACCGGAUCGGGAAUCGAUUGUCCAUUCGCUGUAUUAGUUGACUAGUUUAGAGAAUAUUAGGAACGGAAUCGCUGAUAACCAAGAUGGUGGAAACCAAUACUAUACAGGACGUUGCGAUAAGGUUUAUAGAACAAACAAAAUAACUAUACUGUGUUUAAAGUUUAAGAAGCGAGAACUCCUCUUGUAAGUGUUGUUGUAUUUGUAACGAAUAAUGAGAAUCAACAUCAUAUAUGCAUAUUUAUACAAUAUAGAAAAGCAUCGAGUAUUGAUAAAUUUUAUCCUUGAAACAUUUAAACAUAUUUUAACACAUUAAGGGACUACACACCUACCAGCAGUUGUUUUCAUCUGAAUUGUUAUCGAACGAAUCUACCACAAAACUUUCAAGUUAAACUUUAUUACUGUUCGUGCUCUUUGAAACUAUCGCUGUUGAAACUACCGAUGAAGCAUCAAAUACCUAACAUUAACAUCAGAGGAAAAAAAUCAUUCUUACCGCUGACAAUACCCAGAAUAAGAUGUAUUAAAUAUUAUUGAAUAAAGGAAAAUACCAAAAAAGUGAGUAGAAAAAAGGAAUACUAGAAUCAUAUAUUGAAACAAUAAAAUAGCGGACUGCAAGCGGUUACCUAAUAGGAGGUGAACAGAAGUAGCUAUCUAAUCAAUGAUACUCUAUAAACUAAAAGCUAAUAGCUAUUAUAAGUAAUGCUUGGUUUGAAUAACAUCGGCAAUGUUUUUUUUGCUUCUUUUUAACCCUGUAGUUGCAUUUAGGAUACCUGAUAUCUAGAUGCAUCCUUCAUAUGGCUAAUUGGAUUUUCUAUCAUGAUUUAUAUCGGUCUUAUAAUGUAAGGCGUGAUUUGAAAACUGUCAGCUUGAAAGUGGUUUGUAUACAUGAUAUGCAAACUAGUUAUAACAGGAUAUAGAGAGUGUGGGAUGCAAACCGAGUACCAGAGUAUUUUAGCGUAGAUUUUUCGAAUCUAGUGAUUUUUUUUUAAGAACCAUUCAAGUUUUUCUAAAGACAUAUUUCAUUACUUCCUAAAGAAGUUUAUUUUCAUUGAAAGUAGUCUUUAAGUGUUUACUGACUAACUGAUCGUAAUGGGGCAACCAUAAAUGGCAUAAUACCGUUUGGCAUACAGCCGUUUAGCAUAAUGCCUUUUGGUAUAAAGAGUUGAAUAGCCAGGGUCCAUUUGGCAAAAAUAAUCACAAUGGUUUUAGGGUCAUUUGGUAAAGCAUUAUAAAAACACUAGACAUACGCGUGCUUUGCAAGUCAUCUAUCUUAUUGCCUUAUUCUGGGCACAUUCGUGUUGAUGUUUCAUUUAAGGUGAUUAUACAAUUGAGUCAAAUUCAUCACAUGGUUUUCCACUCCCAAGUCGAUUUUUCAGCAUAAGUAAUCAAAAUGAUCUAUCAUUGUUUCACCUCUUGGAAAAAUAAUGGAAAAAGCACGUGGUUUCCAAACCAGACCGAAAAUAAUUAACUUAACAAAACAAAAUCUGCUCCGGCAGUAGUAUUCACUAGAAAUACUACAAUAAAAGAUGCCAUCUUGUUUCCAAUCGAACCGUCAAAAGCGGUUCCAAUUCGACUUGAUUACUUUUUGCAUCCAUAAGAAGCAAGCAAAAAGUUCAAGUGAUGCCGAUAUUAUUUUCACGAUUUCAUGCAUUUUCAUACGUUGCCAUUUCGACAGUUUUUCACUCCGCCGGUCUCUGGUUAUAGGGUGGCUAGUAUUCACCAACCUUUCUACCACUGAGCACACUCGACUUUCGGACUCUAUUUUUGAAGCUUUAUGUGAGUUACAUUUACAUACCAGAUAUCCUUUACAGGGUUAACAUUCGCAUUUCGUAUUAUGGAUCAUUUAAUGAUACAUAUUCUGAGUUCUUACUUUGUUGAUUGACGUGUCUGUUAACCGUUUUUUCAUCUUCAAGGCUUGUGUGUUUCAAUUUACAUGAAAAAUUUAAAUAAUAAUCUAUUUGGCUUGACUUGAAUACUAUACCUAAUCACAAUCAUUUCAUUGUUAAGCCGUUGUUGACGUGGAAGGUGAGCUAAACAACCCCGAAAGUAUUGAAACCUGAUACGACACAAUCACACGCUGCACCUUAAACACAAUUUAGCAUCGUAUAUUAACACCUACUCACAUCAUUCACACACUUGUAUUGAAAGAAAUAAACACAGUUAUAUACAAAAUCCACCUAUUUACAAUAAAAAGUAUGCAUAAUUGCUAGCGAUAACAAACAAAUUAUACUAACGAAUGCAUUAUUUAGGGAACGAUAGUAACCACAUAAAAGAAAAAUGAGAAAGUCAUGCAAAGCAUAUGUGCAAAUUAGUUAAAAUAAAAAGCAGCGAACGAAUAAUGCGAGAGGUAAAACUUAGGGAAUUUUUAUUUAUUUAUUAAUAAAUGUUUAUCGUUGAA
This is a messenger RNA of Armigeres subalbatus, 12838 nucleotides long. RefSeq names its product dmX-like protein 2 (gene Rbcn-3A). Gene Ontology annotation, biological process: vacuolar acidification. Gene Ontology annotation, molecular function: protein binding. The record is from RefSeq and is a predicted model, not a curated record. The transcript is spliced from 19 exons. NCBI's taxonomy places the organism in Eukaryota, Metazoa, Arthropoda, Insecta, Diptera, Culicidae. Bases 185 to 10480 code for a protein of 3431 amino acids. Gene Ontology annotation, cellular component: RAVE complex.